AUGUAUUCAACUAAGUUGAUCUAUUGUAUUUUCUUUAUACUUUUAUCUAUUUAUUAUUGUUCAUCAACUGACGAUAUAUAUAAAGAAGAACUUUAUAUUCGUCCAUUAUCAACUGGUCAUACAUAUUUUAAUCUUUUGUUUACUACUGUUGCUUCACCUAAUAUUCUCAAAUCGAAUAUCGUUCAUCAUUAUCAUUUAUUUCCAAAAUCAAUUGCUGAUACUGUUCGUUCAAAUGGUGUUAGUGAAUUUCAUGUUUCAUUAACACAAGGUUUAUGGAGAUAUGAUCAUUGGGGUAUGCCUAUUGUUGGUGCACCACCAGGUGCAGAAGUUUGGGCAUGGUUUAAUCCAAAUGAACAACAAGAUGUAACAUCUCGUUGGACAUCAUUUGCACAUGAAUUAGGUGGUCUUCUAUGUGCUUCUCUUAAUUUUGUUGAUUCAAAUGUGAGUACAAGUUCACCACAUUAUUCAUUUCGACCACAAUCAACAUUACCGAUUUCAAAAAAUUUACAUCAAGAUAAUUCUCUUGUUCGAUAUGCUGUUUUACCACGAGAAAUCGUUUGCACUGAAAAUUUAACACCAUGGAAAAAAUUAUUACCUUGUGUAGCUGGUGGUUCAAAUCAUAAAGGUCUUGUAGGAUUACUUGAUAAUGCACCAAAACUUUAUCAUAGUACUUAUCAUUCACUUCGAAUGGAUCUAAGACAAAUAUGUGCUAAUAUUGAAUGUACAUCAACUCAACUUGAAUUUUCUAUGGCAUUGGCUAUUGUUGUUGAUACAACUUCAUCAAAAUCUGAUCAUAAUGAAUGGACAUUUCGUUCGAUAUUUGGAUCAAAUAUAGCUCAAAUAUGUCCACUUAGUUCACUUACAAAUGUUUAUGUUGAUUUGCAAUUAUCUCAAACAAAUUCGUUUAAUUUAAGUCCUGAACCAGAUUAUUCAAUUGAACAAGGAACAACACCUAUUAUUAUCUAUGAUUUACAUAAUGAAAAACGAAAAAAUACAACAUUUUCAUUGAGUUGUAAUUAUAAUAAACAAAAAUCAGUAACAAUUGAUAAUCAAAAUAAUAAAUUUUCUCCCCCUAUUGUCGUUCAUCGAUAUGCUACGGGUUAUGGUGUUCGUGAUGGUGGAAUUAAAACUAUUAUAAAAUUAAAUGAAGAACAAAAACAAGAAGAUGAAAUAACAUUACUUUAUUUCGAACAAAUUCCAUGGUAUUUUCGUGUUUUUCUACAUACUCUUAAAAUAACAACACUUGAUAAUAAUAGAACUGAAAUAAAACCUGAUCAUAUAUCAUAUAUACCUGGUAAAGAUCGUGAACGACCUUAUCAAUUAGAAUUAGUAAUAAAAACAAAACAAUCAAUUUUAAUUAAUUUUGAAUUUGAAAUGGCUUUUUUAAAAUGGAACGAAUUUCCACCUGAUCCAAAUCAUGGAUUUUAUAUUCCAAGUGCUAUUAUAUCAACAAUUCUUCCUUCAAAUAUUAAAUCAAAUUAUAUUCUUCGAUCACUUAAUUCAUUUUCUUUAAAUCAAAGUCUUUCAUCAUUGUCCGAUGGUUUUGUUCGGCUCUAUUCAGAAACAUUACUUGUUAAUCUUCCGACACCUGAUUUCAGUAUGCCAUUUAAUGUUAUUUGUUUGGGUUGUACAGCUGUUGCUCUUGCCUUUGGUGGUUUACAUAAUUUAACGACCAAAGACUUUGCAUUUGGUGAAAAACGUCCAAAAAUUCCAUUUCGACAACGUUUACAAGAUCUUCGAUUUCGUGUUAUGGCUGCUCGACAUGCACUUGCACAACGAAUAUUUCGAACAAGACCACAAGAACAACAAAGAGAACAUGCCGAAUAA
Molecule: messenger RNA, 1827 nt
Organism: Rotaria sordida
Lineage: Eukaryota; Metazoa; Rotifera; Eurotatoria; Philodinida; Philodinidae
Source: the annotation of a GenBank genome assembly